Molecule: messenger RNA, 5470 nt
Organism: Pomacea canaliculata
Lineage: Eukaryota; Metazoa; Mollusca; Gastropoda; Architaenioglossa; Ampullariidae
Exons: 4
Coding region: 1050-2576 (508 amino acids)
Source: RefSeq, a predicted model, not a curated record
CGUUCAAGCUGGAAGACGAUAAAGGUGCUACUGUGUGAAGGAAAUGAUUGAGUGGGCAGCAGAAGCAACUUCAACCAGUUUUCCUUUCCACUUGUCUCAAGAUGGUUACUCUCACGCAGUGGCCAUGCUCUGUUGGCUGUUGGAAUGGUAGGGGUCAUCUUAGUUCUUGUCAACCUGAUGUUUAGUGACUUUUUCCUCAGCGACGACUCGAGACAGCAUUCAGCCAAGAAUCAUCAUGCCAUAUCCUCCUCACUACAGACAACUAGUACACUCAUAUCCAGAAGAAAGCCAUCUUCAACGAAGGACAGCAUUGUUGUCAAAAUUUUUUAAAAGUCUAGACACAAAAAACGUAGCACUUCCCUAAUGUGCAUUAUCCUUAAACUUGAUCUGAAAACAUGAUGUAAACAAGUUUGCCUAUCAUGAAAUGCGGCCACUCAAUUGCACAGGAAGAAAUUUAUUUUAUGUCCACAAUAACAGCUUCCUUGUGAAUAGGACUGUUGCAGGACCAAUCAAGCUGGGUUUUCUGUUCUGUAUAUACAAUAAAAAGACUAAAUGACAACUCUUUUUCGUACAAAAACAUCAUAAAUAAGGAAAAAAGCUCCUUUUGAAACACCUGUACGAGAUGACUUUGUCCGUAUCCGAUGCAUACUACAAUCCACUAUAGAAGAAGAAAGAAAAGUAGAUGAAGAGGAAACAAAAGAAACAGCUUUACAUAUGCAUGAUGAAGAAGACAGAGAUGUUUCAGAUGAAGCUGAAUAUGAGCAUGAAGAUAAGGUAGUUAAAUUAGAAAAUAGGAACACUCAAUCCAAUAGAUCAGACAGUGAGAGAAAACACAAAAAGUAGUAUUUGGCUCUGAGGAAAUGAAUUGGAGGAUUAUGAUGACCAGCCCCUGAAUGAUCCUAGUUACUAUAACCUGCUGGACGGAGAAUAUUUGACCAUAAGGAUAUCAGUCUUUCAGAAAAUAAAUUUGAAUAUGAAGCUGAUUUUUGAUCAGUUUAUAGUCCAAGUGCCCCCAAGACAGACGUGUUUGAAAGAAUAUCCAAACCUAAAUGCAAGAACCUGAUGAGCAGAACAUGAAACUCAAUGUGCUGAUGAUUGGAUUAGAUUCCAUCUCCCACCUUUGCUUUCAAAGGAAGCUUCCCUUGACAUACAGACUUUUGAAAGAUGAGCUGGAUGCUGCUGUCUUAGAAAAUUAUAACAUUGUGGGCGAUGCAACUACUGCAGCAUUGAUUCCUAUAUUAACAGGUAAAACAGAGAUGGAACUGCCAGAAGCUAGAACAUCAGUCUUUGAGUCCGGCACUGUUGAUGCGUACCCAUUUAUAUGGAACCAUUUUCGGGACCAAGGCUAUGUCACCCUUUUUGCUGAGGAUGAGCCAAGUAUCAGCACCUUCAACCUGCGGCUAAAUGGGUUUGAAAUUCAACCCACAGAUCAUUACAUGCGACACUUCUGGCUUGCUCUUUGGGAUUCUUCUCUGAGAUCUAACAGUCAGAAGUAUUGUACUGGACCUACACCUCACCACCACUUCUUGUUACAGUAUUUGGAGGACUUCUUUGUUGAGUAUCACAAUGUUUCCAAGUUUGCUUUUGGUUUUCAUGUAGAAUUCACACACUCGGAUAACAACCCAGCACAAUAUAUUGAUGCAGAUUUGGCCAGAUUCAUACGCCGCUUAAAAAAUAACAAUAUCCUGGAUGACACAGUGUUGAUUAUCAUGGCAGACCAUGGUGCAAGGUACAGCAAAGUGCGGUCCACAGUACAGGGAAAACUUGAAGAGAGACUGCCUAUGAUGUCAUUUGUAUUCCCUAAAAAAUUCCAGAAACGUUUUCCAGCUCUUUGGAAGAAUCUGAUGGACAACAGGCAGAGAUUGUCCACUCCUUUUGAUGUUCAUGAAACACUGCUUGACAUACUCAAUUUUUCUCGGGCACGUACCUCACAUCCUGCUUUCUCACGGGGCAUCAGCCUGCUACAGCAGAUCCCAGUUAAUAGAACAUGUAGGUCUGCUGCCAUCCUGGCGCACUGGUGUAGCUGCAUGCAGCAGAUUGCACUGGGCACAGAUGAAGAGUUUGUGAGAGAUGCGGCUCUGACCCUUACAAAGCACAUCAACACAUUGACUGCACCACACAGGCAUCAGUGUGCAGAGCUUCAUUUAACACAGAUUGACAGUGCAUUUCUUUUGAUUCCGAAUGAACAGGUGCUGAAGUUUCGGCAUUCUAAAGAUAGCGAUCACCGUCUGGCCAAUUUCAGUGGUACUGUGGACCCAGAUUUUGUGCAUCAGCAGCUUCAGAUCAAGACACAGCCAUGUGGUGCCCUUUUUGAAGCUACCAUCGCUGUCAGUUUCCGCACAUCAGAAAUCGUCUACAGCGUAACACCAGGGAUUAGCAGGAUCAACAAGUAUGGUGAUCAGCCAGCAUGCCUGCGGACUUCAUUACCUAAUUUGAGAGAGUUCUGCUGCUGCAACAUCUUUCUCAAAUCUUAUCAAGCUAAUGAAAAGAAUCAUCAAUCACCAAUGUCCCAUGUCAAGAGUGAACAUUCACCUCUUGCCAUGAAGAGCAGAUCUCCACAAAGAAACAAACAUUAAAAUGAUGUAAUGUAUUGGGGAGGGAUGCUCUCCUCUAAGCAUAUCUUCCAGAUUAUAUGCAAUGUGCUUGUAUACUUAUAUCUAAUUUAUGUAUAUAUAAGUUGUAUACACAAUGAACUUUGCACAUGGUUUUGUUAUGUAGCAUGCAGUAUACUUCUCCCAAUGAACCCGGCUGUUAAAUGGGUACCUGCCCCACGAUUCACACCCCCUCACCCUAGACAUAGAGAGCUGGGAAGGGAAAAGACAGCAAAAGAAAGGAAAUUACUUAGCCUUCACAUACUCUGUCUCUAAGAUAAGUAAAGUCUGUUACGGAAUACAUCACAGCCAUUAAGUGCAAAGUUGCAGGACUACCUUCUACCCUUUUUUUUAAAAAUGUAUAAGAGAAUAUAUGUUAAGAAACCUGGGUAAAAAAAAAAAAAAACUUGUAUGUUUUUGCUAGUAUAAAUAAGGUGGUGGCAUGGUUCUAGGUUGGUGGCAGAAGCUGUCAUGUGUUCGAGAUUCCUGCUUCCUAAGGGAUAAAUGUUUUCUUGUCACACUCAUUUUUAUUAGAAACAAUGUUCUUAGUGAAAUUUUCAGAGAGAAAUCAAAUUUUAAAAGUUAAUCAAAGUAAUGGGAUUUUUGCCUCUGUUAAUAUUGCAUCUCGUGUUGCAGUUUUAGGUGUUUUACUGUAAUGGAUAGGACACCAUGCAUGAUAUCGUGAGUUAUUUUUCUCUGUGAAAUGCAAAGAUACCAAAGGAUAUUUUUUGGAUGAUUGAAACUAUCCUCUGUUUUUUAAACAGGGAGAUACAAUGCUUUAUAAAUCACUAAAUCAGUGGUAAAUUGUGCGAUUUGUGACUUGAAAGACAGAAAUUUGUGGCUUAAGCCUGUUUUUUUCACAAGUGUUUGAUGAGAAAAAGAUAAUCUUGCAUGCAAAUCUUUUUCAUUCAUACAGAAUGUUUAUAAUAUAAAAUGGUAGUUAAUGGCAGUUUUUUUGGUACAUUCUUAUUGGCAGAGGUGAAUUGUAAAAUCUAGGUUGUUUAAAGAAGUGUGAUUAAGCUCUGUUUACUGUUGUAAUUGCCCCCUGUGGGACCCCGGGGUAUAUUGUAUUUAGCCAAGACAUCAAGAAGUGAAAGUGGGGCUGGAUUGGCCACACUUUACAAAAGCCAGCCAACAAUUUAACAAGACAAGCUCUCAGCUGGAACCCACAGGGGAGGCGUAAGGUUGGGAGACCCAGACAGAUGUGGAGGAGGUCAGUCCAAAGAGAGGCAGAGACAGCUGGCAUGACAUGGUCCCAACUGGAAAGGGAUGCCCAGAACCGGGUCCGAUGGCGGGUGUGUUGCGGCGCUAUGCUCCACUGGGGGCCAAUAGGAACAAGAAGAAGAUUGUAUUUAGCGGAAGGUUGUCAUCAAAGUACAGUUUAUACAUAAUAUUUUAAAGAUUGAUUCUUUAUAAUAAUUUUCUAGUGGUGACAUUCUAUGCUAAUAUUACCUUUAUUGCUGUGUACAGUCUGUUUCUUUUAAUUUAAUCAAUGGAGAUGGAUAUAUCUUUGUAGGUAUAGUGGAUUCCAGUUGAUUGGACCAUACUGAGACUAGAAGAUUUUGUUUCAAUCAACUGGCUAAUUAUGCACAAUUUCCCAUAAAGAGUUACCUUUAUGCAACCUGGAGUUAAAAAAUAAUUGUUUCUGAAAAUAGUAUCUUAAAAGAACUUUGAAAUGUUCCAGAUGAGAGAAGAACUUUAGCAUAAAAAACAGUAUAAAGUAUCUAUGUAUGUCAUGUAUCCAUGUAGUUCUAAAGACUCACUGAUAUGACAGAAGUUACUAAGUUACAUGCCCUUAUUUUAAGUUCUCCCAUUGUUCAUACUCUCCUCAGCCUUUUAGAGAAGCAUUUCAAGUUUAGAAGAAAAUCAUAAAAUUAUGGAAGUCACCUUCAUGAACAAGUACACCAUGAGUCAACAUGCUUGCCACCAAAUGGUAAAUCAACUAGGACAGUAUAAUUGCUUCCACACCACACUCUACAGAAACAUAGAGUGUAAUGUUUAAAUCAUGUGGCAGGAUGUCACAGUUUGUGUGAUUUACUGUUAUAAGAUUUGUUCAUAACAAAUUGGGGCCCACUGUCUGUGUAUCAGGGAUGAUAACUUUGUUAACCGGUUUUAGUGGUUUUUAAUUUUUCAGCAAUAACAGAUAAAAUUACUGAUUGCAUUUCCUCAGAAACAGAACCUCCUGAUUUUUGUUUUGGAUACUUUAUUUUUAUUGUAACAAGUGUCCACUGCUUUUUACAAAGUAUUGAAUAAUUUCCUUGGUAUUCUUCAAAGAUUUGUUUCAAUUUUUUUUAUUAAAGUUAAAUCUCAAAACAUUUAAUUUCUAUUAAAAGCAUAUUAUUUUUCUUUCCCUUUUGAAUCCAAAAUAUAGCUAUGGCUACAUUCCUGUUUUUUAGUCAUUUUAUAUUUUAUUUAUUUUGUUACAAAGUUUUUGGAAGUACAUGUAUAUGUAUAUAUCAUCAAGGUAUGCAUACUCAUUCGUUGUUGGUUUUUGUAGUUGUUGUCAGAUGACACGGAGUACUUUUUAUUUUUUUUUAAAGGAAAAUAUCAAUUAAUUUACCUUGCCCAUGUUCUUAAUUUGAAGUGAUAUGGUAAAAAGCUGUAUAACACAAGACUGCACUCCUAGACCAGUGCUGUGCAAAAUGUUUUAUGAGGUCUUCUCUACACUAUAACCACAUUUGUUUGGUUGCUAUGUAAAUUGUCUCUCAGAACAUUAAUUUGGUUGCUUCCUAAAAUAUUUUGAGUAUUUUGAAUGUAAUCUGCUACGUUGUUUAUGCCUUUAUAUUUUAUUAAAAAGCUCAGUUUUGAUAUCAGGGGUAACGAUAAAUAAAACAUGAUUGAAAAAGUCUCUAUAAGCAAUUAUGCUCUAAAAAAAACAA